Messenger RNA from Dictyostelium discoideum AX4, 501 nucleotides. RefSeq lists its product as hypothetical. The transcript has 3 exons. The record is from RefSeq and is a predicted model, not a curated record. NCBI's taxonomy places the organism in Eukaryota, Evosea, Eumycetozoa, Dictyosteliales, Dictyosteliaceae. Gene Ontology annotation, cellular component: cytoplasm; membrane. The coding region runs from base 1 to 501 and encodes 166 amino acids. Gene Ontology annotation, molecular function: protein tyrosine phosphatase activity; phosphoprotein phosphatase activity.
AUGACAGGAAUUCGAAGCGCACUACCAAAUCCAGCCUCAUUGGUUGAAAGUUCAACUCACAGAUUUCUCAUUUUCGAUGCACCAAAUGAUGAUAAUCUACCUUUAUAUAUAAAUGAAUUAAAAAAAUAUAACGUCUCUCAUUUAGUUAGAGCAUGUGAUCCAACAUAUUCAACUGAACCACUUCAAGCAAUUGGUAUCCAAGUGCAUGAUAUGCCAUUUGCAGAUGGUGGUUCUCCUCCUGAUGCGGUUGUAAAUAAUUGGAUUAAAAUACUUGGGGAAUCUUACAAAAAAGAUUCAAAAGAAACUAUUGGUAUUCAUUGUGUUGCAGGACUUGGUAGAGCACCAGUUUUAGUGGCAAUUGCAUUGAUUGAGGGUGGAAUGAAUCCACUUCAAGCAGUUGAAUACAUUCGUGAAAGAAGAAGAGGUUCAAUUAAUAUUAAACAAAUUCAAUAUCUUAAAAAUUAUAAAAGCAAAAAGAAAUCUUCAUGCAGAAUCAUGUAA